This is a messenger RNA of Necator americanus (New World hookworm), 489 nucleotides long. RefSeq lists its product as uncharacterized. Gene Ontology annotation, biological process: mitochondrial respiratory chain complex IV assembly. Bases 1 to 489 code for a protein of 162 amino acids. The record is from RefSeq and is a predicted model, not a curated record. Lineage: Eukaryota; Metazoa; Nematoda; Chromadorea; Rhabditida; Ancylostomatidae. Gene Ontology annotation, cellular component: mitochondrial inner membrane. The transcript has 4 exons.
AUGUCCGCGACACCAGAAAACGCAUCCGCAUCCCCGAAGACCAAUGAGUGCAUGAAAUACUUCCUGAUCUUCGAAAAGUGUCCUUGGUCAGCCCUACGAAAGCUGGACGACUUUCUAGUCAACCCAACGAGGCUUAGGUUUGCGUUGAUGUCAAAUCGAAAUCUCAAAUUCAUACGAGUUGGACUUCCAUUUUUUUCGAUUGUUCUUGGUGGUGCUUACGGUCUACAGUACUUCCAACAAGUGCGACUCGAUUUUCGUAAGAUCAAACAACAGGACAACAAUUUAGAACAUCUGAAAAGUGACCUGGAAAAGGGUGGUAUACGUCUUCGUAAGAACGUCACCGUUGAUACCGUCUACAAAGAAGUAGCGAAUCUCGACUCGGACAACUGGGAAAAUAUUCGUGGACCUCGAGAAUCAGAAGAUACUUCUGAAUAUUUGCGCAUCAAGUAUGUACAUUCAUCUCUAUUAAUCCUUUCUCAUACCGUGUAG